UCUCUAAAAGUUUAUAAAAUGUGUUUCUGAGUUUGAAUUCUUGGUGGGUUUUGAGAAAAAAUGGAGUAUUCUUCUUCAGAAAAUCUGGAUGAUGGAGAGUUAUGGCUACCUUCUGAUAUUUUUCCAGUAGAAGAAACUGUUUCUUCUACUAAUAAUAAUAAUAAGCUGAGUUCUUCUCUUUGCUGUUGUUACUCUUGUGUUCUUCUUCUUCGUCAUCAUCAUCACAAUAAUCAUAGCUCUAUUUUCAUGGCUAAACAAGAAGAAUCUGCUGCUAUUUCACUUCUUCAAUACCGUACUCAUAAUACCCACAGUGUUCCAAAGCCAUUUCCCAUUACUGAGCGGCGGUUCAGACCGGCUGAGAGGUGCUGUAGCUGUACGGAUUGUUCAAUUUCAGAGUAUUUUGAACGGAAUAGAAGAGGAACAGAGCUGCUUCUAACCGGUUCACCACCGGUUCAACUUCAACACCAGGUUGAGAGUUUGAUGGAUGCAAGAGCUCUGAUUUUACAGAAGGAAGAGCAGAACCGGUUCAUCAGAAUGCAGAGAAGAAACCUCGGCCUAGACCGGUUCACCGGAAACCGGGUUUCGUCAUUUGUGGGAGGCAGUGGCAGUGGUGGCGGCGGCGGCGGUGGUUUUAAUGGUGAAAGUAGUUCUGUGAGAGAUUAUGGUGGAACUGGUGUCUUCCUCCCAAGAAUACCCAUCAAUAUCAACAACAAUGGUAGAAAGAGACAAGGUGGUAGAAAUUGGCAAGAUGUUCAACAAACUAAUCAGAGAUAUCCAUGCAUAUGAGAAAUGGCAAAAACCUAAAGAAUUGGACCUAUUGAUAUAUAGUAGUUUGAUCUUUAGAUAUAGUAAUUUGGUAGAUUUAAAUAAUUGAACUUAGCAUAUGGUU
Messenger RNA from Solanum verrucosum, 889 nucleotides. RefSeq lists its product as uncharacterized. The transcript has 4 exons. Bases 61 to 786 code for a protein of 241 amino acids. NCBI's taxonomy places the organism in Eukaryota, Viridiplantae, Streptophyta, Magnoliopsida, Solanales, Solanaceae. The record is from RefSeq and is a predicted model, not a curated record.